AUGAGGCCUUCCGUGUUCACAAGCGCAAAAGGGCCUCCGCUCUGCAGUACCACCGUUCUUCGCCCUCCGCUGACGACUCCACAAUGCACCGCGGCAGGCUACUCAACUAUUCGGCUAGACACAUAUCAUGACACAAGUGAUUUAAGGGAGGCACUGCGCAAAAUAGAGGCAGCCUUUAUGUGUGUUGAGCAAGAGGCAGCCGGAGUGGUGAAACCAGCCGCGGAAGUGAUGUCUUCCACUGCCGACCCCAGCACGGGGAACGGCGCGAUCAAGGGGACGGCAGACGUACAGCUAGAAAGGUCAGAUCGCAGAGCUUUAUCUGUGUCCACCAUUUUUUUCAAGAAGAACGCAGCGACAGCGUCAAUGCCACCGAGGAGAGGUCUACCGGUGGUUUUGCAGUUGUCACCGCAGCUCGUGAUUUACUGCUUCUCCUUCUGCAACUUGCAAACGCUGAGUGUGCUGUGUAGAGUAUCGGUGCGGAUGAAUGUUCUGUUGACGCGACAGGGUGACGCGUUGUGGCUCGCGGCGGCGCAGCGGCGGCGAAUCCCAAUUGAGGUUCCGGCCUGUGCGCGGGAGGAACUACGCAAAGUGCUGCUGCGCCGCGCACGCGAGCGGAAUGCUGAGGAGGCACACUACGAGGCAGAGAUCGCGAGAAUGGAGCAGCGACUCUCGGCGCGCGCGCAGGAAAUCUAUACACAAAAUGUCGAUGUCGAUUUCGCACUGCGAACGAGCGGUGCGGUAUCAACACGAGUUGCUGCGAACACUGAGUCUUUUGGGCUUCUACGGCAGCGUAUACCGCAGGCCAUGGCUGGUGCAGGUGUUGAUUUUGCAGGCACCACUCCUGCAGCGGUGUCGCAGUCGGCUGAAAUGUGCGCGAAGUUGCAGACAGAGAUAGAGGCAUUGGAAGAGAUGAAGCGAGCGUGUGAAUGCCGCUUGAAUCUUCAGGAGGAGCUACUGCUGCAUCAAGAUGCGCAACUACUCCAGUGGCAGUCGCUCUUGCUUCCCUGUAAGCUGCCUAAAUCCUACUCUCCUCUUGCUCCAGCAGAGGGUGGGGCAGCAACCGCCCCUAUACACACAGAGGAGUUUGCAGACGCGGCUGCGUCGCUCCCAGCGCUUGUGUCCGCCGCGCAAGUUGACAAUUUUGAGCGUCGCAUUGCGCGCCUGGUUCUCAACGGCCCCGUUGCGACUUCAUCGGUUCCGAUAACGGAUGAAUCCCCAGGGGAAUCAAGCCUGCCUGUCGUGCUGCGGCGCGGUGUAGAGAACUUUGCGAGCGUGGAACUGGUCUUGCGCGCGGUUGGGAAUGACGUGCCAGUUACUGACAGCAGUCCUGCGAAUGCGGAUGCCGUGUUAGCGAGCAACACCAAGGCCACCGCCACUGCUGCUGCUUCUGACACCGCAGUGCGUGCCGCUGUGAGGCGCUGGAACACCUUUAAGAAGAUCUGCCCGACUAAUGAGGAGUAUCAAAAGGCGCGUCUCUUCUUAAAAGCGCAGGUGCUACGGACCGUGCCAGGGCCCAUGGCUCGUGUGCAGUGCAACACGGAUGGACACUGCUCCGAAAAGGCAGACGCGCAGCUGCAACAGCAGCCUUCCGUGAGAGAGAUGCCCGCGCUGAUUAGGCUAUCUGGCUUUGUGCGGCGUGUAGAGGCGAUGUCAGACGCACAGGUGCUGCAGGAAUGGAUGUAA
This is a messenger RNA of Leishmania braziliensis MHOM/BR/75/M2904, 1683 nucleotides long. RefSeq lists its product as hypothetical. NCBI's taxonomy places the organism in Eukaryota, Euglenozoa, Kinetoplastea, Trypanosomatida, Trypanosomatidae. The record is from RefSeq and is a predicted model, not a curated record. The transcript has a single exon. Bases 1 to 1683 code for a protein of 560 amino acids.